Messenger RNA from Symbiodinium necroappetens, 2062 nucleotides. Lineage: Eukaryota; Dinophyceae; Suessiales; Symbiodiniaceae. The record is from the annotation of a GenBank genome assembly.
AUGGCCGCGUUAGCCGUUCUCCCCUCGGAGCUGGACGCUGCUGAGGAAGCAGCCCUUGCUGCUGCAGCCAAGGAGGACUUGCAGAAAGGUUCCCUCCGGGAGCUGGCGAAGCCUCAGUCCUUGGCGAACCUUCCCGCCUCCGAGCCCGAAUCGUUUCGGAAGGAAUCAGAGACCGUGUCGCAUUCUUCCUUUGAAUCGCGUUUGCGGCGCGGCAGCAAGAACAAGGCAGAUGACAAGAAUGAGUUCGCGGUCAGCGACUCUGCGGCCGAUUCGAAAUCUGCGGCCUCCAAGCUGCCAGUUCCACAGCGAGAUCCAGCCCUGGUGAAGCUGCUGGGCGAGAUUUGUUCCAGCAAGGAGCUAUCGCGGAUGCAGAUGUUACUCGGUGCAUGCCAUGCAAAGGACGAUUAUGGUGGGGUGGACACGGUGACUGCUUGUAUGGUCGCCAUCCUCGACCAUUAUGUACAGCAGUGUACGGACAAGGAUUCUGCGAGAAUCCACGACCUGCUUCCUCUCAUGCCGCAGCUGCAGAAGCUUGUGGAGGGCGACGAGGAUGGGCAGAUGGUCGAAGGCGGCGUUGGAGGCGCAGCCGCCGGUGAGCCGCCUCCACAGCAGGUGACUCGGGAGGAGGUGCGUGUUCGGGCAUCUCGCGUGCUCCUGCGCCUGGCAAAGGAGGCCAACCACGAGGCCACCCGAGAGCCGCCACAGUUGGAGGCUUUCGGCCCACGUGCUCAUAUUCUCGAGGUGCUGAUGCGACACUCUGAAGCUUGCCAGGUGGGUGCUAGCGGCCAUGUCUCGCAGACGCAGGAACACUGUCAAGCGCAGGGCGAUCACAUCGCUGCUGGUGGCUUGGCCAAGGAGCCGUGCGUCAAUCAGGAGACUUUGCAGGAUUUCUGUGCGCAGCUGGGGAAGCUUGCAGAGAGCCGCUGCGCACUCGGCCUCAAGAUGGACGGCCUUCGGAACGGCCUGGAGGUGCGAAGUUGCAUGACCACUCAUGGAAUCUCCCAAAAGCAGUUUGGAGAGGACAGCAUCACGGCUACUGAGAUUGAUGUCAGCUCCACCGAAGACGAGUCGUCGAGGAGAAGCCCAUGUUUGCUUCCAGCACCAGCCGUAGCUGAGGCUCCUCUCUUGGAUGAGUCGGUUCCACAGCUUCCUCCCUCGCCACGUCAUACUACCAGCUUCAGCUCUGCAGCUUUCUCCGGAGAAGUUGCGGAUCUAACUGCAGCCGAACCGCAGCAAACGCUGAAGGACGAAGAAGAGCUCCCUUUGAGCUUGAUGUUUGCAGCUUGCCUUACUUCCACACCUCGGCUUAGCCCUGCGACUCUUGGAAGCGACAGCGAUGUCGUGGAAAUACCGAUUCCGCAAGAGCUGACUCCCAAAGUCAAGCGAGGACGCCAUUUGAUUGCCUCGCCUCAGGAGACAGCACUCACAAAGGCCAGGCCACGAUUGACAUCGCCCGAUCACGGAACACCCCGGAAGGCAACACCCAAGAAAGCGACACCGGAGAAGGCGACGCCGAAGAAACCAACGCCGAAAAAGGCGACGCCAGAGAGAGCGACGCCGGAGAGGGCGACACUCAAGAAGUUGACGCCCAAGAAGUCAACGCCAGACAGGGCGAUGCCCAAGUCGGAGCCCGAGAGGGCAUCCCUGAGUAGGCGGGGUAGAUCGCUUGAAGCUCGGGCAAAGGCCAAGCCCCAGAAGCGAAAAACCUUGGCCCAGCGCCUGCAGGACAGGCAAAAGACCGCCAGGCAGGCCAAGAAGACCGUGGACAAGGGCAUCAAGGCACUCUCAAAAGCCGAGGCCUACAAGGCGAAGGUUGAAAAGACCGAGCAGCUUCUGGCAGACACGAUCCGUGGCGACCGGAAGUUGUAUGAGAAGCUACUGCGUUUCGAAGUCAUGGAGAUAGAGGAGCUGUCCAAAAAGAUUCGCUUAGCGAAUGAAGAGCUGCGUUCUGUCGGCCGGAAGCGCAUACGGGACUUCCUGGAGGCCCAGGGCUUCGUGGUCACACAACAGAAGAAGCUUCCAAGAGAGGUCUUCGAGAAGAGCAUGUUCCGCGGAUACCGAU